Molecule: messenger RNA, 1808 nt
Organism: Gymnogyps californianus (California condor)
Lineage: Eukaryota; Metazoa; Chordata; Aves; Accipitriformes; Cathartidae
Gene: HDAC1
Product: histone deacetylase 1
Exons: 15
Coding region: 1-1443 (480 amino acids)
Molecular function (GO): histone deacetylase activity
Source: RefSeq, a predicted model, not a curated record
AUGGCGCUGACGCAGGGGACCAAGCGGAAAGUCUGCUACUACUACGACGGUGAUGUUGGAAACUACUAUUAUGGCCAAGGACAUCCAAUGAAACCCCACAGGAUCCGGAUGACCCACAACCUACUGCUGAACUAUGGCCUCUACAGGAAGAUGGAGAUAUAUCGCCCUCACAAGGCAAAUGCAGAAGAAAUGACCAAGUACCACAGUGAUGACUACAUAAAAUUUCUGAGAUCUAUUCGCCCAGAUAACAUGUCUGAGUACAGCAAGCAGAUGCAAAGAUUUAAUGUUGGGGAAGACUGCCCUGUGUUUGAUGGGUUAUUUGAGUUCUGUCAGCUCUCUGCUGGAGGCUCAGUUGCCAGUGCUGUGAAGCUGAACAAGCAACAGACAGAUAUUGCUGUGAACUGGGCGGGAGGCCUUCACCACGCUAAGAAGUCAGAGGCUUCUGGCUUCUGUUAUGUCAACGAUAUCGUCUUAGCUAUCUUGGAGCUCCUAAAGUAUCACCAGAGAGUGCUGUAUAUUGACAUUGAUAUUCACCAUGGAGAUGGCGUGGAGGAAGCCUUUUAUACCACAGACCGUGUCAUGACCGUGUCCUUUCAUAAGUAUGGAGAAUACUUCCCAGGAACAGGGGACCUACGGGAUAUUGGUGCAGGCAAAGGCAAGUACUACGCUGUCAACUAUCCCCUCCGGGACGGAAUUGAUGAUGAGUCCUAUGAAGCAAUAUUCAAGCCAGUGAUAUCUAAAGUGAUGGAGACGUUCCAGCCUAGCGCAGUUGUCUUGCAGUGUGGGUCAGAUUCUCUGUCAGGGGACAGGCUGGGUUGUUUCAAUCUGACCAUCAAAGGUCAUGCCAAGUGUGUGGAGUUUGUAAAAAGUUUUAAUUUGCCUAUGCUGAUGCUGGGAGGAGGUGGCUAUACGAUCCGCAACGUGGCUAGAUGCUGGACCUAUGAGACUGCUGUGGCUUUGGACACUGAAAUUCCCAAUGAACUUCCAUAUAACGACUAUUUUGAGUACUUUGGACCAGACUUUAAGCUCCACAUCAGUCCUUCGAACAUGACUAACCAGAAUACCAAUGAGUAUCUCGAGAAGAUCAAGCAACGUCUCUUUGAGAAUCUGCGCAUGCUGCCUCAUGCCCCUGGCGUCCAGAUGCAGCCAAUUCCUGAAGAUGCUGUUCAGGAAGACAGUGGAGAUGAAGAGGAGGAAGAUCCUGAGAAACGCAUUUCAAUCCGCAAUUCUGAUAAGAGAAUAUCCUGUGAUGAAGAAUUCUCUGACUCGGAAGAUGAAGGGGAAGGAGGGCGCAAAAAUGUUGCCAACUUUAAGAAAGCUAAGCGUGUGAAAACAGAAGAGGAAAAGGAGGAAGAGGAGAAGAAAGAUGAGAAAGAAGAGGAAAAAGCAAAAGAGGAGAAAGCAGAACCCAAAGGGGUGAAGGAAGAGACGAAAUCCACCUAAGAUGGCUGCAGCUGGACAGUACCUGUCAGUGCGUAGUUGUCAUAGGGGGAUUCCUCUGUCCAUAAGAGGAUCUGUACCUCCCACGGAGCGCUGCUGAUGGUUUCAACUCUAAUAAUGCUGCUAACUUAACACAGGUUAUUUUUUAAAUGUUUUAUUUUUUUAAAUACUUCUUUUCCCUUUUCCACCGUGAGUUUUUUAGUCUCUUUGAAUCUGAGUGACGUGUCACUCCCGCUCUUCAGUGUUUGUAUGUGAAGCGAGAGAGAUCAGUGUAUCUUUGUGUCUGGGGGGGAAAUAUAUUGUGGUUUUUUAAAGAUGCUUUUAUUUUGAAUUUUGAGAAUCUUUGUAAUAAAACUGGUACAUUUCUA